Adineta ricciae is the source of this 369-nucleotide messenger RNA. Lineage: Eukaryota; Metazoa; Rotifera; Eurotatoria; Adinetida; Adinetidae. The record is from the annotation of a GenBank genome assembly.
AUGGGUUCUGUUGAAAAGGAUAUUAGUCAUGAUCAUAUCUAUUUAUCCAAUAUUUCAGUAGAAAAAGAUUGCCAUCAAGCACGAAAUUCUUCCGAUACUCGUCGACGCGCCAUUCGAAAGAAAUGUGAUAUUCAAACCGAAGAAGAUCGGCAAAUGUAUUUUCGACGACGGACACUCAACAAUGCUUCUUGUCGAAUCUCGCGUAUUCACCGUCGAACGAAACUGGAUUUGAUAUACAAGAAAUGUGCUGAAUACGAAGAUUUGAAUACAAAAUUAAUCCGACAAGAGGGCAUUCUGUUCGAAGUUAUCAACCAAUUGAAAGAACAUUUGCGAAGUUUAGUUUCCAACGAUAUUCCAGCGAAUGAAUAG